Messenger RNA from Drosophila suzukii, 3286 nucleotides. The record is from RefSeq and is a predicted model, not a curated record. NCBI's taxonomy places the organism in Eukaryota, Metazoa, Arthropoda, Insecta, Diptera, Drosophilidae.
GUAUAUUUUACUUAGAAAAUGUAUAUAUUACCAAGAAAUGAAUAUUUAUUAAAUACCUGUACUAUCUAAACCCAAUCAGUUAUUUUAUAAAUGCGUCAUCAGCACCCAUUUUCCAAGAAAAGCAACUUAAGCAAUAAUAUCGGUCAUUGUUCGCUAAAACCAGAUCCAAUGAUUAACACAGUUUAAAUUAAGUUGUUUUAGAAAGCAGAUGUUUAAACACGAUUAAGCAAUAACAGUAUUCUAUUUGUUGUGAUGGCAAUUCAACUACACUAAUCAAGAAAAUGAUUAUAUUAAAAUCUUGCCUAUUAAUAAUAUUUAGUGCAAUUGUGAUGAAAGUUCAAUAACGUUGUGUUAUAGACAUGUUUUUAUCGAGCAUGACCUCAUGCUUAGCCACACCUUUAUCAUAGAAAAAUAUUUUUUGACCGACUAAGCAUAAGCAUUUCUGCAAUUAGAAUUUGAGUGAAGCUGUAAUAAGUAAAAGCCGGAAACUUAUAUGUUCACAAUCAACUACUUAUGAUCUAAAAAAUUGGACCGGGAGGAAUAAUGUUUUUGGGUAAAUUUAUUUAAAAUAUCCCCUUUUCAAAGACACCCUUCCACUGUCAAAGUGCCCUGCAAAAGGAUAGGCAGGUCACCUAGCUAUCUGCUAUGCCGCACCGCAGGGAUACCGAAGGGCGGAAAGGAAAGGACGAGCAGGGGCGCGCCUGCGAUCCCGGGGGAUGGGGUGCCAGACGCAGGAAGGGAGGAUAGGAUAUUCGGAGCGCGGCUGCAGCAGCCGGAGAGAGACCAGCGCCAGCUGAGGGUUGCAAUAUCCUGCUGCUGCCUUUGAGCCUGCAGAGUUCAGUCGGCAGCCUGUGGCCUGUAGCCAGUAUCCUGUUGCCCUCCCGCUUCAGCUGCCGCAACUCAAACAGCUGCAACAAUUUUUUGUUUCCCUGCCCCAGCCCCUGUCGGAUUGUUGUUUUUAAUUUCCUUGGCGCGGCACAUCCCCUAAUGCCACUAUCUCUGGUUCCUGCCUCAGUUUGGGGUUGGAGUUGCCCUGCCAGUUGCCAGUUGGUCGCCGUGGUGCAGUUGGUCGCAGCUCAGUCGUGGCGAUCGCCAGGUGAACGAAGGUUGUGUCGCGCAGAGUCGAUUUUGGGAAGCCACAAGAUUGCAGGAGAAGCAGAUCAUCCACGAACCAAGCCAUGUCGGGCAAGCUGAUCAUGAAGCGCAAGCGGGCAAGCCAGGAGGAGCAGCAGCAGGCGCCGGAGCAACUUGUCCAGCCGCAGGAGCAGCACCAGCAGCAGGAUGUGGCAGCUCCGGAGAAACGUCAUCGUCCGCUUACUCCACCCGCCGAGGAACCAGGACAGGAUUACCCAGCAGAGCCCGAUGCCCCCAACAGAAUCCUCCUAGAAGCCCUGCAAAAGAUCAUGGAGCUGCAAGCCGAGCUGGAUGCUUUUGAACAGGAUCUGGAUGAGCGUGAUGGCUAUGCGGCCGCAGGAGCUGAACAGGAGGAGGAGGAGGCCGAGGAUGCCGAAGUGGCAGCCCAGUUUGGACCACCCACUCCAGCCCAAAGGAGUCAGGCGGAGGCAAUGGGCUUUGCCAUGUGCGCCAGGGAAACGCUGCUCUUCCUCCAGAGCGAGGGAAUACCCACGGAGUCGCCACUUUACCAGACUCUCCUCGGAAAACUGGUGGGCCAGAGCGAUGGACUGCUGCACGCCUGAGAGUAAAUUGGAGGGCAGGAGCUGCUCCGCAUUCUAGUCACUUUGCUGCGAUCUCAUUGCAAGUAAAACGAGAGAGAGAGUCCUGGGGUGGAAAUUGGGCAUCCCGGGAGUCUGCGUAACCCUAAGCUGUUUACUCUAGUCAACUAUUGUGAAGCAAUAUAAAAAUCAUAAGCAACAACGAAAUAUAGAAAUAAACUAAUAACUUAAUUGUACAAAAACAUGUUUUUGUUUCUGGUUGGUUUCCCACAAUUCUCGUUUUCAGCUUCCAAUAAAAAACACCCACUUCUCUUUCGAUUUUCGAUACAUUUUAAAUAUAUUUAUUUAUUCAUUUGUUUAUUACUUGUGUUAUUUGAUUUUACAUAUAAUAAUUAAUGAGAAUAACUCAAUCGCAAUAUAUUAUUUCUUUUAAUUCAUUUUGUAGGUAUAUCAUAUAAGUGUAUAUAUUCUUAUUGUUGUUAGGGCGGGGGUGUUUUGUUGUUCGGUUAUUUCAUUAACUUGUUAUCAUAAAUUACCUGGGGCUUCGAACCGCCCUAAAGUAGCAUUUGUUAUAAUUUCAUAUUAGUUAUCUGUAUAAUUUGUAACAACAAUAAUUAUUUGUAAUAAAUGGUUGUAAUUCCUUUGUAUUAUCUGUAUUACUGAUAUUCCAUUAAAACUAGAUUUUAAUUGUUUUCAACAAUUUAACGGUUCACAUGGUUGUAAGUAAAUGGUUUUUGGACAAGAUAUCGUUUAAUCCUAUUCGAGUAGAUGUUUAUUCCAUUGCGUUAGUAGAGUCAAAUUGAUUCGCUCGAAAAAUCAAAUGGGGUUACGCAUAAAAAAUGAUAAUAUCUAAAAAUUGGCAUUUCAAUUGGUAAUUUCAGACCUGGAAGGGAUCCCAUCGGGCCGAUCCACUUCCUUCAUACAUUUGGCACACUUUCUUGGUUCUACUUAAGCUCUACAGAGAAUUCUCUUUAAUUUAGAAACUAAUUAAGGUAAACAGAAGACGAAAUAUUGAGCUUGGCAACUGAUCGAAUUGUCGAUUACAGAGUUGUAUUUAGUUUACUUUUGUUAGUUAGUUUGAUUUAGUAUAUAAUUAAUGGAGACAGCUGGACAAAGCAGACGACUCAUUGUUGAACAAUUGUGGAAUCGAAAAGUGAGUAAGGUAAACGAAUCCCUCGUUGAAUGCUUCGUCCGGCGUCAUGGGUUAAAUGGGUUAAGUACAUUGAAUUACAUUGUUAUUACGUUAAUUCUAUUUUGUGUUACGUUUGUCGCUUUAUUAUAACUUUGUAUUUGAUUCGUGUAUAAGUAAAUCGAGUAUUGUUAUUCUUACGUUUGCAUUUAAGUAUUCUCUUUACUCUGUUAUUGUUUUCGUAUCUGGUGUUUUAAUAAAGUAAUCAUUUGCAGCACUGUCCACUUAUGGACAUUGAUUCACAAUAAACUUGUAUAUAUUUUUGUAUUUUGUUAGUUAUUUGUAGAUCUUUAGUAUUCGAUAUAUUUUAUUCUGAAUGCUCGAGUAUUAGAUAAUUUUCGUUAAGGUUAAUCUGUUACUUUCGUGUCAACAUGUGAUUAGUCGAUCUCUGUUAAUUAUGUAAAUAUUAGAAUUUGUAAGUGUA